AAUAUAUUCGUCAUACACUGACACACAGGCUAUUAGUCUGUCCAGCAUCCGAGGGCUGCACGAGUGUGUAGCGUCGAUUACGUUUUCUAUCAUUUUCCAUUUGGCCAGGACUCCGAUCCCACUUAUGCUGCAAGAGACCGGAGUAAACUGUUGGAUUAUACUUUUUGUUCCUUAUUUUUUGCUCUCUUUUCAUUGCAUUGCGUCUCGAAAGAAAUCAUUCUGAAACUGCUUUUGUUAAAUACACGUGUCAAAAUGCUGGUGAGUGCGAGUUUGGCGAAUAAAAACUACGACUACGACUACGACUCCAUGCAGCCCUAUUUCUACUUCGACAACGACGAUGAGGACUUUUAUCACCAUCAGCAAGGACAGACUCAACCUCCAGCUCCCAGCGAGGACAUCUGGAAGAAAUUCGAGCUGCUGCCCACGCCGCCCCUCUCUCCCAGCCGGAGACAGUCGCUCUCCACCGCCGAACAGCUGGAGAUGGUCAGCGAGUUCCUGGGAGACGACGUGGUCAACCAGAGCUUCAUUUGCGACGCGGACUAUUCCCAGUCCUUCAUCAAGUCCAUCAUCAUACAAGACUGCAUGUGGAGCGGCUUCUCCGCUGCUGCCAAGUUGGUUUCUGAGAGAUUAGCGUCCCUGCACGCUGCAAGGAAGGAACUGAUGUCUGAUAGCAGCUCAAAUCGACCCAAUUCAAGUUAUUUGCAGGAUCUGAGCACCUCUGCAUCAGAAUGCAUAGACCCUUCUGUGGUCUUCCCGUAUCCCCUCCCUGAGUCCGGCAAAUCCAGUGAGGUUGGUCCAUCAGAGCCCAUGCUUGUCGUGGACACUCCACCUAACAGCUGCAGCAGCAGUGGCAGCGAUUCUGAAGAAGAAGAGGUGGAGGAAGAGGAGGAUGAAGACGAGGAAGAGGAAGAAAUUGAUGUGGUGACUGUGGAAAGGCGACAGAAAAAGAACGAGACGGAGGUGCCGGAUUCAAGGUACCCCAGUCCUCUGGUGUUGAAACGCUGUCAUGUCUCGACCCACCAGCACAACUACGCCGCCCACCCCUCUACACGGCAUGACCAGCCGGCUGUCAAGAGGCUACGACUGGAGGCCAGCAGCAACAACAGCAGCAGGCAUGUGAAACAACGCAAGUGCACAAGUCCCCGGACAUCGGAUUCUGAGGACAAUGAUAAACGCAGGACUCACAAUGUGCUGGAGCGCCAACGCAGAAACGAACUCAAACUCAGCUUUUUUGCAUUACGGGAUGAGAUCCCUGAAGUUGCAAAUAAUGAGAAAGCUGCUAAAGUGGUUAUCCUAAAAAAGGCGACAGAGUGCAUCCGCAGCAUGCGGUUGGAUGAGCAAAGACUGCUGUCCAUCAAAGAACACCUGAGGCGAAAGAGUGAACAGUUAAAACACAAGCUGCAGCUGCUGCGAAGUUCACAUUAAUGGAUCUGUUACACAAGAGUCAAAGUGAAAAAACUUUUUAAGAAACCCCCUCCCCCUGCUUUUUUAUGCAAGUUUAAGACUGUUGCUGUGUAUUGUUGAUGUUGCAUGUCCAAUGCAUUUUUUUCUCUCUCUUUUGAAUACUGCCAGUUUUUUUCAUGUUUGAAACUGCCACAGUUUAAAAUUUAAGGUGGUUAAAAUAAUUUGUAUUUAAGUUGUUUAUUUUUAUUAAUAAAAUGAGAAAAAAUAGGGCUGCACAACCCUAAAGUAAAACAUUUUUGUAUGUUUUUGUACAUAAUGAAUUCAUAUUUCCUAAGAAAGAUAUUUUUGGAUCUGUAUCAGCUACAUGUUCUCAUAAACCAUAUUCGGUUUCAUAUGGUUUUCUUCAUGUUUUCACUAAAUCAUAAAUGAAUUUCUUUCUGAA
Carassius carassius (crucian carp) is the source of this 1846-nucleotide messenger RNA. Its product is annotated as transcriptional regulator Myc-1-like. Lineage: Eukaryota; Metazoa; Chordata; Actinopteri; Cypriniformes; Cyprinidae. Gene Ontology annotation, biological process: regulation of transcription by RNA polymerase II; positive regulation of cell population proliferation. The transcript is spliced from 3 exons. The record is from RefSeq and is a predicted model, not a curated record. Gene Ontology annotation, molecular function: RNA polymerase II cis-regulatory region sequence-specific DNA binding; DNA-binding transcription factor activity, RNA polymerase II-specific; protein dimerization activity. The coding region runs from base 253 to 1425 and encodes 390 amino acids.